This is a messenger RNA of Lotus japonicus, 923 nucleotides long. Its product is annotated as ADP-ribosylation factor-like protein 8a. Lineage: Eukaryota; Viridiplantae; Streptophyta; Magnoliopsida; Fabales; Fabaceae. The coding region runs from base 146 to 700 and encodes 184 amino acids. The record is from RefSeq and is a predicted model, not a curated record. The transcript is spliced from 6 exons. Gene Ontology annotation, biological process: protein transport. Gene Ontology annotation, molecular function: GTPase activity; GTP binding.
UUUAAUUUGAUAUGUGAUAUGAUAUGAAUGAUUGGUGUGAAUAGUGGGAAGAAGGGAGGGAAGAAAGAAAGGUGCGUGAAGGAGACCUAGCUAGAUCUUUCUCUUUCUCUCUGAUUUCUUUCGUGAUCAAGAAGCAGCAGCAGCAAUGGGAUUAUGGGAAGCUUUUCUCAAUUGGCUUCGCAGCCUUUUCUUCAAGCAGGAAAUGGAGUUAUCGCUCAUAGGACUUCAGAAUGCUGGAAAGACUUCCCUUGUAAAUGUUGUUGCUACUGGUGGAUAUAGCGAGGAUAUGAUUCCCACUGUGGGAUUCAAUAUGAGGAAAGUAACAAAAGGCAAUGUUACAAUUAAGUUAUGGGAUCUUGGAGGGCAACCUAGGUUCCGCAGCAUGUGGGAACGUUACUGUCGUGCGGUUUCUGCUAUUGUAUAUGUUGUUGAUGCUGCUGAUCCAGAUAACCUUAGCAUAUCAAGAAGUGAACUUCAUGAUUUGCUGAGCAAACCAUCAUUGAGUGGUAUCCCUUUGUUGGUGUUGGGGAACAAGAUUGACAAACCAGGGGCUCUCUCCAAACAAGCAUUGACCGAUCAAAUGGAUCUGAAGUCAAUUACUGACAGAGAAGUUUGCUGCUUCAUGAUCUCAUGCAAAAACUCGACCAACAUUGACUCCGUUAUUGAUUGGCUUGUGAAGCAUUCCAAAUCAAAGAGCUGAGAACCUAGUUUCUGCAUUGAACUCUUGUGUAAUAUCUUCUCAGUGACGCAUUUGUGGAUUUACUACAGGCUUUAGCGUGUCUAACUUGGUCGAUUGAUUUAUUCUUCCCCCUCCCUAUAUGUUUGGUAAUGUUCUUAUUUUUGAAUGAUAGGGAAUUAAACGGGAUGCCAUACAUGUCAAGGUUACUUUAUGAGUAAAUUAUUGUGUAUUAUCGGUUUAGCUA